This is a messenger RNA of Mya arenaria, 936 nucleotides long. RefSeq lists its product as uncharacterized. Bases 72 to 878 code for a protein of 268 amino acids. Lineage: Eukaryota; Metazoa; Mollusca; Bivalvia; Myida; Myidae. The transcript has 4 exons. The record is from RefSeq and is a predicted model, not a curated record.
GUCAAGUUCAGAAUUUGAUAAGACAUUAAAAUUAAGUUAGCAGCUAUUAAGUUCAUUGAAACCGGACGAGAAUGUUGCGGAUUUGCCUCUUUGUAAUUUUGAUAACAUGCGUCAGUGGGUCCAGGAAGAAAGGCGUCGCUGCGUAUGCACCAAAGUUACUGUGUGAUGAUUUCAAAGCACUUAGCAAUAUAUCUUGGUGGUACGACUGGUCAAAUAACCUUGACCGAUAUGAACAUGCAAGGACGUUAAACAACUGCCCACCCAAUACGGACAUGGCCCCCAUGCACGUGCCGAUGAUAAAGAAAAUGUGGAAAAAUGGUACCCAUCCAACACUCACACCGGGAGCCAGGUACGUCUUAGGCUACAACGAACCCAACAAAGCAGACCAGGCGGACAUGACCCCGAAACAGGCGGCGGACUUCUGGCCGGAGGUAGAACGGCUUGCGGCGGGGCUCCCCCUUAUUUCACCAGUAACGGCCGGACAGAACUUCCCUUGGCUGGACGAGUUCUUUCGCCUUUGCCACAACUGUCGCGUGGAUUACAUUGGCGCCCAUUUAUAUAGGUGCAACGCGGACGAGAUAAUGACGUUCGUUCAGAAGCUGCACCAGCGUUACCACAAGAAGGUGUGGCUCACGGAGUUUGCAUGUCCCCACACAGAGGACGAGAACGUUCAGCUUCACCUUAUGCAGACAUUGUUGCCAAGACUAGAGGCUGCAAAUUACAUAUACAGGUACGCUUGGUUCUCGGCUCGACCUCAUGGGACCGGGAUGGUCAAAACCUCGGCAAGCCUGCUCGACAGAAACUCCUCAACCUUGACAAAAAUAGGGCGCUUCUACAAUGACUUUCAGCCAAGCGGAGCCACACAUAUUAUUGGCUAAUAAAAGUCGUUUAUUAUAAAAGAUGAAAUUAAACAUGAAUAAAUAUGUAUACGUCUAC